ACCAGCUGAGAGAGAGCCAGAGAAAGCCAGAGAAACAAGACACACGAGCUUCCCAGGGUUCUUGGAUCUGGGGACAGAAGUGAGAUUGGAGAAAGUAGAGCGAUGCCAAGGAGGAAACAGCAGGCACCCAAGCGGGCUGCAGGUUACGUCCAAGAGGAAGAUAUAAAGGAGGAGGAAGAGGAUGAUGAUGACAGUAAUUCAACAGCUCAACUUCAGGGCAGCAAUGAUACUGGCACGGAUGAAGAACAUGAAGUGGGUCCUGAGCAGAAAGGAAGCUUUAGUUACCAGAAUUCUCCAGUAAGUCAUAUAUCUAAUCAGGAUGCGGAAAAUGAGUCCCUGUUAAGUGACGCUAGUGACCAGGUGGCAGAUACUAAAAGCAUUUGCUCUAGAGAGGUGCAGGAUCUGAAAACCAAUACCCACCCCAAAUCUCAGAAUGAAGCACAUGAUUGCAUGGAUAAAAUGACAGCAGUCUAUGCUAACAUACUGUCAGACUCUUAUUGGACAGGCUUAGGACUGGGUCUCAAGUUGUCUAACUCUGAAAGACGGGGCUGUGACAAUAGAAAUGGAGGUAACAAAAGUGACUUUGAUUGGCACCAAGAUGCAUUGUCAAAAAGCUUACAACAGAGUUUACCUUCCAGACCGGUCUCCAAACCAAAUCUUUUCAGUUCAGUGCAGCUCUACAGACAAAGCAGCAAAAUGUGCGGAACUGUAUUCACGGGUGCUAGCAGGUUUAGGUGCAGGCAAUGCAGUGCUGCCUAUGACACCUUGGUAGAGCUAACAGUCCAUAUGAAUGAAACCGGUCAUUACCAAGAUGACAACCGUAAAAAGGACAAGCACAGACCUACUAGCUAUUCAAAGCCCCGGAAAAGGGCCUUUCAGGACAUGGACAAGGAAGAUGCACAAAAAGUUCUAAAGUGCAUGUUCUGUGGUGACUCUUUUGAUUCCCUUCAAGAUCUGAGCGUUCAUAUGAUAAAAACUAAACAUUACCAAAAAGUGCCUUUGAAGGAGCCGGUACCUACCAUUUCUUCAAAAAUGGUCACUCCUGCAAAGAAACGUGUGUUUGAUGUUAACAGACCUUGUUCCCCAGAUUCCACAACAGGAUCUUUUGCAGAUACCUUUUCUCCUCAGAAGAAUGCAAGCCUGCAGUUGUCAUCUAACAACCGCUAUGGCUACCAGAAUGGAGCCAGCUACACAUGGCAGUUUGAGGCCUGUAAAUCCCAGAUUUUGAAGUGUAUGGAAUGCGGAAGUUCACAUGACACCUUGCAGCAACUCACCACUCAUAUGAUGGUCACGGGUCAUUUCUUGAAAGUCACAAGUUCAGCUUCAAAGAAAGGAAAACAACUAGUACUAGAUCCCUUGGCUGUGGAGAAAAUGCAAUCGCUGUCUGAGGCACCAGCCAAUGACACCCAGGUUUCAAAACAAUCCAGCAAUGCAUCUUCGGAUGGCAUAACUGCAUCAGAGCUAAAGAAAGAGGGUAAAAAAGAUAAACCUGAUGAUACAAACAAAGAUGAGAAAGUGGUAAAAACUGAAGAGUAUGAAGAUAUGCUUCAGAAACCAUUGGAUCCUACAAUUAAAUACCAGUAUCUUAGAGAGGAAGAUUUAGAAGAUGGUUCAAAAGGUGGUGGGGAUAUUUUAAAGUCUUUGGAAAACACCGUCACAACAGCCAUCAAUAAAGCUCAAAAUGGAGCUCCUAGCUGGAGUGCAUAUCCUAGUAUCCAUGCAGCCUAUCAGCUCUCAGAAGGAGCAAAGGCUUCCUUACCAGUGGGCUCCCAAGUACUGCAAAUCAGGCCCACAAUUACCAAUAAGUUGAGACCCAUUGCUCCAAAGUGGAAAGUUAUGCCUCUGGUUCCCAACUCAGCAAAUGUGGCCCAGUGCACUCGAGUGAAGAAGGAAAUUGAUGACAAAGAAGUCAUACAAAAAGACUACACUAAAGAGGGCAUCCGAGCUGAAGCUGCUCCACUCUGUCAGAAUGAAAGGGAAUCUCUCCCCAAAUCUGAGGCCCCCGUAGAGCCAAAAAAGACAGAGGCAUGUCCCUUGAAGGAGGAGGAUAAACCAAAAGAAGAUGGUGAGAAAGAAAAAACAAAACCCCAGGAGUCAAUAGCAGCUUCCCUCAGCAAUGGUUGUGUUGCCACAAAUCAUUCUUCUGACUUGCCUUGUGUGAAUCCACUUAGUGCCCUGCAAUCUGUAUUGAAUAAUCACUUGGGCAAAGCCACUGAGCCUUUACGGCCCCAGUCCAAUACCAGUCCCAGCUCGAGCACAAUUUCUAUGUUCCACAAACCUAACUUAAAUAUGCUGGAGAAACCAGUUUUAUCUCCUGCUCCAACCCCACCAAAGCCUGCCAGCAUCUCCAGGCGUUAUUUGUUUGAAAACAAUGAUCAGCCUAUCGAUCUGACCAAAUCCAAAAGCAAGAAAGCCGAGUCAGCUCAAGCACAGUCGUGUACUUCCCCACCUCAGAAACAUGCUCUGUCUGACAUUGCUGACAUGGUCAAAGUUCUUCCCAAAGCUACUACACCAAAACCUGCCGUAUCUUCUAGGAUCCCAUCGAUGAAAUUGGAAAUGGAUGUCCGACGUUUCGAGGAUGUCUCAACAGAAGUCUCCACUCUGCAUAAAAGGAAGGGCAGGCAAUCAAACUGGAACCCUCAGCAUCUCCUGAUUUUGCAAGCUCAGUUUGCUUCCAGUCUUUUCCAAACAUCAGAAGGUAAAUAUUUAUUAUCAGACCUAGGCCCUCAAGAACGCAUGCAGAUUUCUAAAUUUACUGGACUGUCAAUGACCACCAUCAGCCAUUGGUUAGCAAAUGUCAAAUACCAACUUAGGAAAACUGGAGGAACAAAGUUUUUGAAAAACAUGGACAAAGGACACCCAAUCUUUUAUUGCAGUGACUGUGCAUCUCAGUUUAGAACCCCAUCUACUUAUAUUAGCCACUUAGAAUCCCAUCUAGGUUUCCAAAUGAAAGACAUGAACAGACUGGCUGUGGAACAGCAAACCAAGGUAGAACAAGAAAUCUCCAGAGUUUCAGUUCAAAGAUCACCUGAAACAAUAGCUGGGGAAGAGGAUACAGACUCUAAGUUCAAAUGUAAGUUGUGCUGUCGGACAUUUGCAAGCAAACAUGCAGUAAAACUUCACCUAAGCAAAACACACAGCAAGUCACCAGAACACCAUUCACAGUUUGUAGCAGAAGUGGAUGAAGAAUAACUUUUAAGGACAAAUGCCUUAGUUCCAGCUCUCCAGCCCAGGCUUCCUGCACUGAGCCCGUCUCCACGCGUCACUCCACUCCUGACAUUGAACUCCCGACAACCCGGACCGAGAAGACUGCCAAAAACACUCCAGCUAUUCUUCUUCAUCUUCACUAACAAUUUGGUAAUGAAGUAUUGAUUUCCACUCCCCUGCUUAUGGACGAUAUUAGAUUUUCAUUGAUAAACUGCACUGGGGCUGUCUAGUCUCCACUGUCCCUUUUUGCUGUCACUAAAACAAAGUGCCACUGAAGUAAGAUAAUGACUGAGAACACUGAUGUACUUAUUUCAUCAAUUUGUAACACUUGACAGGAAAAAAAAAAGUAUACUUCUUCAUAGUUUAAUGUCCAAGUGUGCUACACAAGAUGCCGUCACACUGGAAGCUUUGCUUUUCAUGGUAAUGUCCAUUCCCUAUUUAUAACCCCUUUGGGAUCGUUUGUCUAAAGGAAAUGUUUCUAUUCAGUGCAGCUAUUACUGUUGCACCUGGGUUGCUCAAUCCAGUCAUUGCACUAGGGAUCAAUACAUCACAGUAAGUAGAAGAAUUAUUAAGUUAAACCAGAUUCUGAGCCAAAAAAACUCUGAACAAUGUUAAUCUUCUGUGCAAGUUGUUCAGAUAAUUAUGUUUAACCAAGUUGCUGCCAAAGAUUUGUUUAAAAUGGAUUAUUUUCAGUUUGUUUUAUUCAUCAGAUAUAUUUUUUUUUUAAAUCUCCAUUACUGCAUAUGACAAGACAUAUGCAAUGGAGUGAUUUUUAAACAAAAGCACUAUUGUUAGAUCAUUGAGCAUUAUCAUAUAUAUAUAUAUAUAUAUAUAUAUAAUAAGAACCAAAUUCAUCUCCAUUACUGUCAAUGGGGUUACUUUGGAUUUAUGCUAUUGCAAAUGAGAUCAGAAUCUGGCCUUCGUACUGUCUGUUGGGCUUGACACAAAGCACAGCUUACUUUUAAAAUCAGCUGAAACCCAGUAGGGUAGGAGGGGAGGGCUUCAAUUUAAAAUUUGUUCCUGGAACUUUUUUCAUUAAAACUUAGAGGUCCCAAUUUUAAUUUGUGGAAUAUUCAUGAUAAUAAUGAGAUCUAAUUAAGACAUCCAUUAAAAGCCCGUUAAAGUUAAUUUAACGUAAAAAUUCCAAUAGAACUGUAUUAGAUUUUCUCCAUUAAAUUAACGUUAUGGAUUUUUAACGGAUGUCUUAAUUAUACAUUAUUAUUAACGGGAAUACUGUAUUACACAGAUUAAAAUCGGGUUCGAAGUCAACUCAGAAAAGCUUCCAGGAUGUUUUAAUAUUACAAACCUCACAUGACUUAGUGCACUGUAUGGAAAAUCAAGCUCAUCAGGCACAGCUCUGUUUACUCUAGCUGAGCAUUUGCUGUACAACUAAAGCAACCUAGAAUAGAUAAAUUCAUCACUGCAUUUAAAGAAUAAAUUUCCUUAUUCUCAAAGGAUAAAUAAGUCUGAAUCAAGAUGUAAACUGCUACUCAAGAUGAAAGAUUUAAAGUAUGCUCGGCACAAAAUUGAGAUGUGGAUCUUUUUUCAAACUGAAGACAAUUUGGGGCAUUGCUUUUUAAUUAUUUUAUUUAGAAUCUGAAGGAUAAAAUAAAAAUGCAGCCAUGGCAAAAUGAAUCUAAAUAGAUUUAUAAUAUUCCUUAUUUCCGAUGCAGGGUGGGCGAUGUUGGAAUUGGUUGGGAAAUUUUGACAUGAUCCCUAAACUCAACAUCGGGAGGGGGACCUUGUUAUUUACCUCCUAGGAAACAUGUUGCCCUUAUACCACAUAUAAUAGCAAAUUGCUUUUUUUAUGGCAUGCAUAACCUAGAUGGGGAAAAAUAUGGCGCUUGAGGGAAGGAGGGAAAAAGUAAAUGAAGUUCCAGGAAUGUCAUUCUGAAGUAAUGAGGCAUGGACAGAAAAUAGACCCCUCACAUCAUCGGAUUGAGAUGGCAGUCGAAAUAGCUUCAUUGAAGUGUCAGCACUCAUCCAUCAAUCAAUCAUCCACAAGGAAAAAUAGCGACAGUACAACGGGGCGGCUUUUACGGGAUUUACUCAUGGGCAUAGGGAAAAGCAGCUCAAAUGUAGUCCUGACAUGAAAAGCAAGGUGCUGAUAUUAUUUUUUAUGAUGGGAGGAUCAUAAAGUGAAUUGAGAACAGAGAGAUCUGUCUUUGCUUAACCUAUUCAACUGGAAAUGAACGGAGCUCAACUGGAAAUGAACGGAGACUUCAGAUGGGUUAAGACUGAAGCAUGCACUGUGCCAAGCCCUGUCCAUUGACAACAAAAUUCUAUUAAAGUGAAAUCAAUGCAUUAGCAUUGGGUUCCUCUGAAGCUGUUAAAUCGCACAGUCCAGAUCAGAGUUAUUAAAUGAAGUUAUGUAGUGUGGGGGAGGUGGGGUGGUCCCUCCAGUGUGAGUCCAGCACUACUAUCAAAUUCCACUUUGGGGAAACAUGGAUAUUUCCAGCACCAAGAAUUUUUCUCUUUCUUAAUAAAUAAAUAAAUAAAUAAAUAAAUUUUGUGACAUAAAAUACAUUAGCAAAUACUAGGGGCUGGGGUCUGAUCCUGUUCCCACAGCACUCAAUUGGCAAAACUCCUAUUGACUUCUGAUAGGCCUAAUCCUGCUCUACACUGAAGCCGGUGGAAAUUUUGCCAUUGAUUUCAAUGGACGCAGGCUCUAUAUGUGCAACAUUUUUGCUGCCUUUUUUUUUUUUUAAACAGCACAGCGGGCAAGAUUCUGUAAAGUGCUGAGGAGCUAAGCCCCUCCAUUCCAUCCAAGUCAAUGGGUGAUGAGGUGAUACUUGGGGAAUCAAGCCACAAUAUUUUGGGCUGUAGGGCCCUUUGGUUCACUCUUUAUUCACAGACCAGAUUCUGACACCCUGUUAGUGAGAUUAACCAUGAAGAUAUGGGUUCAUUUCUUCAAGAGGAAACUCUGUCUCUACAAUCUGUCAUGCCUGGACUACCCUCCUUCCCUCAAGCAGACCUUCUCCUUCAGCAGAGAGACAUGUAAAAUGAGGCAUUUGUAGCAACUGGGUAAUAGAACAUGCACUCUAAUAUGAAUUAUGCUGACACAUAAUCAUGUUGGGACCAGUGAGUGCAAACAGAGAUGAAAAGUUACCACUUUCUCUAGUGGAAGGUCUGUGCUCUCUUUUUUUACAGGGUGCGCUCUCUCCUUGUUUUAUUUAUUUCAUUUAUUUAUUUGGUAAAUAACAAGUUGUUGCAUGUAUGAAAAGAUUUCAAAAAUGCCUGUGGGGGCUAACGGGGUGGGGAGCAAGUUUACAAGAUUAGCGCCAUUGUUCCUCAGUGCAAGUUUACAAGAGCUUGAUGAUCAUAGAAUCAUAGAAUAUCAGGGUUGGAAGGGACCUCAGGAGGUCAUCUAGUCCAACCCUCUGCUCAAAAGCAGGACCAAUCCCCAAUUAAAUCAUCCCAGCCAGGGCUUUGUCAAGCCUGACUUUAAAAACUUCUAAGGAAGGAGAUUCCACCACCUCCCUAGGCAACGCAUUCCAGUGUUUCACCACCCUCCUAGUGAAAAAGUUUUUCCUAAUAUCCAGCCUAAAUCUCCCCCACUGCAACUUGAGACCAUUACUCCUUGUCCUGUCCUGAUGUCGCAGGGCUAGAUCUGUUGGACCAGAUUCUCAGCUAGGGUAAAUCUGCAUAGCUCCCUUAACUUUAACUGAACGAUGCCGAUUGACACCAGAAGAAGCUCUGGCCCAAAGAGCACAAGUAAAGGAUCGACACCAGCCUAGAGAACAGAGCCUGAUUUAUUCAAGAAAACUAGGUGCUGCAUGGUCAAGCGCUAGAACAACUACUUCAUUUAGAAUCUGGCCACAAACCUUUAUUCCGCCAUUCUAAACCUUAAUUAUUUUGCCUGCAUCACUGUCCUUUGGGAACAUUUUAGAUACACUUUUGAAUUAAGUGACUUUUUUUUUUUACAAGAGGAUAUAUAUAAAAAAGAAAAUAUACAUCUCUCUCUCUCUCUCUCUUUCUGUAUCUGAAGCAGGAUGAGUUGAUAGUUUAUCUGUCAUAUAAAUCAGGUAACACAGAAAAUCACUGCAUCUUUUCUCUGUCGCAUCUACUCAAUAGCUAUCGUUCUGACUUUAUUCUUAUUGGAGAUCAUCAAAACAUUAAUUAAAAACCUGGUGAUCAAACAGCCGAAUCUUUAUGAUUCAUGUCUCUGCUUAUUAACAAGUGGCAUAUUGGUACACCACAUAUCCAAGCUUCUUAUGCUUUUGCACUGCAAUAAAGCAUUAAGAAUUGUUACCCUUCUGUACGGCUCUGCAAGGUGUAUUUAGAAACCAUAGCCUCCUUUCUGCUACUGUACAUGUCUAAAUAAGCCAUUUCACCAUUUUUUAAAAUGAUUUUUAAAGGGGUGUGUGGAAUUAGCAACAGCUUAGAGCCUAAAAUAUGAGAAUUGAAAGUACUCAGCAAUUUUGUAAAUAAGGCCCUAAUUGUCCAGGCACCAGGGGGUUGUGUGGGAGUGGAGGGGAGGAUAUCUAGUUUUUAAAAAUGGCUAUCAUUAGUUCAAUUACAAUUUAAAAAAAAAAAAAACUUUGAAAAUCAGCUAACAUAUCCAGUAAUUACUUGUCAAUCCAACUUCAUAAGGAUUUUUAUUACCUACUUGUAAAAGUAGUUACAAGACUGACCUCACUGGCUCCUUUAGCGAUCAUGGAGGAUAUAACAAGUCAUUUUAAAAAUCAAUAAUUAUAUAUUAACGCAGUAAAGGGUGAAGUCCCAAGGAGUUUUUAGAAGUUAUUGUGUCAACUCUCACACAUUUAUAAGGCAAGGAUUAUUUUCUAGUGUUCUCUUUUUUUUCCCCCCAAUCAUUUUUAAUAAACUACAAUAAUAAAUAAAGUGCCAUAUUUAUUGGCAUAUAAACCAGGCUAUUUAUACCAAAGGUUCAUUUCCUAAUUUGCUUUAAGAAAUAAGGCUUAGGGGAGUGGAGAGUGGGGCUUUGGAAGAAAGCAGGGUGAGGUCUGGAAAGCCUUGUGAGGCUGAAGAAAAGGCCCUAUGAGGCCUGGGGCCUGAGGCAGUGCUUAAGUGAAAGUUGGGCACAGCUCAGAGGGGAUUUGGCUUAUGCCGGGCUCACCUGUUGUCGUUAGUUACUGAGGGCUCAAUCUGCCAGGUGCUGAGCAACACCUGAGUGGCCAAUGUUUUAGUGCACCAGCCAGAGUAGGAGCACAGUCUGGAAUGCUCAGUACCAUUUUUGUCAAUUUUUCCCAACUAGCUCAAGGCGCAGCCCUACCCAGCUGCAUGGAGGAAGGUUGGGGUGAAGAAAGAUCCCUGCCUCCUUACCCCCCGCGUGCCACCCUGCCUCUGACUGCAAAGUUCAUUGCAAAGGAUGCAAUUGUGCCCAGUAUAAAUAGAUCUCAGUAGCAUUUGUCUUUUGCCUUCACAAACAGAUGAAUGAUGCAAUUUAUAUUUAAAACUCCCUCAAUAAAGACAAUAUUAAUCACAGAUUCCAAAUCAAUACAACACAAUUACAAUAGGGUUUAAAGGCCAUCAGUCACCUUGCAGGGAAAUUGACAUAACCACCUCCUAAACAGGUAAAUUUAUAUGUUGAAAAGGUACUACUAGCAUGUGCCCCUAUACUUGCAAUGGCCCUACAUAUAACCUGACAUAUUAUUUCUGUUCCUUGAGACCAUGAGAUACAUAUUUAUGUGAGUGCAUAGCAACCCUGACCCACUGACCUCAGUUCUCUGUGCUUCUUAUUGCAGAGGACCUGUAGAUUAGUUUCUCUGUGGGUUUUGAAGAAAGCCAUAGUAAAUGCAGUGAGAUUCUGUUUCAGUGGGCAUAGCUUUCCUGAUGAGUACCUUUACCUCUCAGAAUUUUCUCCAUAAUUUGCAAUAGUUUAUUUUUUAAACAAAUGUGAAUUAUUUUCUGUUGAAAAAGUAUAGCAAGAUACUAACAUGCUCAUUUACUUUCCUUAGUGCACAUAGUUCUUCAAUAAUGUCUCUGAAAUAUUUUAGACAGAAAAUGAAAUCUGUAAACUCAGGCAGAUAUUAUCGAGUCCUUAUUUGUUUUGCAGAAAAAAAGAGAGAGGGUAAAAUUGCUGGAUUUUGAGAUGCAUGAAGUAUCUAAACAAUGAAAAAACAUGCACUUUAAGGUAGAUUUCAGUUUACAUUCCAUCAAACUAAGGGCCUGACCCAACAUCACUUGGAGUCAAUAGGAGUCUUUCCACUGAUUUUGAUGGGCACUGGAUCAGGCCUUUAAAGGAAUAACUCCAUAAAUAAACUCUUCCAGAUAGUUUUUAUUUCCUGUAAUAUUUGAUCUCAUUCAUGCACACAUAAUUUAGGAUUUGUCCUUACUCUAAUCCUCUUCAGUGGAGAAAGAAGGCUUUGGGUUGUUUUGUUUGGUUGGGUUUUGUUCUUUUAAAUAGGAUCAAUCAAAAUAAGUACAAUCAAAACCUUUGUGUGACUUAAUGUGCAACAAUUAUAAAAUCCCAGAGAGAAGCCCUAUAUCCACUGGGCUGAGAACUUCGUUUCAAAUAUUGUUUAGAAUCAGCUUAGUCUGAUUUGGUUUGAACAAAUUUCAACCAGCCAUGGUAGACAAGACCAAGCCAUAUUUCAAGCAACUUUUAAAAUUAUGGGGCAGAUUCUGAACUCAUUUACAUUAGUACAAAUCCAGAGUAACUUCUUUGAAGUCAAUAAAGUUAUUCUAGAUUUACAAGGGCAUAAGAUCAGAAUGCAGCUCCACUGUUUCUAAAUUUGUUUUUUUAACAUACUAAAUGGUAUUUAAAACACCGUCAGCAAAUGCAGUCCCCAGCCCAUGUCAGAUGGCAUCUAAGGCUUGGUUUACACUUAAAAAGUUUUACUGGCAUAGCUAUGUCAUUUAUUAAUAUGAUUUUUUUUCAUGAAAUAGUUAUAUCAGUAAAAGCCGUAGGAUAAAAAUAGCUAUAUGAGUACAGCUUAUUUUGCUUCGCUUACCUGGAAUAAACUAUCUUGGAAUAAGUACUUUUAUUCUCGUAUAACUGCAUCUACACUAGAGUUUGUUUUGUUUUGGUUUUUUUGCUGUUUUAACUUAAGCUGGCAAAACUUUUAAGUAUAGACAAAGCCUAAGGUAAAGAUGUUUUGUGUACCAAGUGUCUGUAUAGUAUUUUCUUUUGAGAGUAUUUUAAAAAGUGAAGUAGCUGUUCCACCAGACUUACCAAGAAUAAUAAACUCCAACUUCCACCUCAUCUUCAUUCUCAGCUGGUGAAAUGUCUUCAAGCCUUUGUAAAAUGCCCUGUUGGAUAAAACAGAUUAAAUACUAAUCCUAGCAGGUCACACGUUGCUUCUACUUGAGUUAGAUUAUCUACCUGUGCAGGCCUUCUUCCCCACCUGCCCACCCGUCCACCCCCCUUUUUUUUUAUUUUUAUUUUAUUUUAUUUUAUUUUGUUAGUACAGCUAAUAUCUUUCAUUAAACAUUCCAGAUGAGAUGGCAGGAAAAUGAUCAAUGUUUUGCUUUUAAAAAGAAUCAAAAAAAUUGUGCAAAAAUACGAAUAUAUUGCAAAGUGGUGACUGAUUUAUCUUGAAAUACAAAUCCACAGUUGGGUAUCAGCCCCAAGUGAAGAGUUGUAUUUACAGAACUUAAACAGCCAUGCAAUUAUGUCUCAGAUGUGAAAGAUUUGUAUGGUAACGUUUUCACGUACUAAAUGGUCCAUGUAACAUUCAGGAAUUACAUAUCUCUCUGUAGCUAUGUGAAUAUAAGCAGAUAGAUAUAGAUAGCUAUGUAGAUGUAGACAGAUAUCUAGAUAUAUAUGCAUAUACAUACAAUAUGCAUAUAUAUAAAAAGCAUGAACCAUUCUGUGGCUGAAGUAACAGCUGUACACUAUUUGCACUGAGCAAAAACAGCAGGAAUCUUCAGGGCAUACAAUGCAGUAUUUUGGCUUUAUAAUGCAGCAAAUGCUGGAAUGUGCAAUACAGGUUGCAAAAGCUGACAAGCUCAACAGUUUUUAUUUGGCUCAGGGUACUUAACUAUCAUAUAUCUCUGGUACAAUAUACCUUUUUGUCUAGUUCAUAGCCAUCACUUAUUAAUCCCAUCCUUUGUUUUUUUCCUAAUGUCUUGAAUAUGUCAGUGUGAAUCAUAAAUAUCCAUCCCUAUUUAAAAUAAUGGAGCACAGUUGGCCACCCCAGUAAAUUUGACAGUCAGCUAUUUCUUGCUCUGAGCAAACGCUUGUGGUGUUUAGUAAGUUUGCUAUUGGCAGCAUCUUCAGGUUACAUUCUUGACCAUAGGUGUUAGUUCUAGAAUUUUGUUUUAAAGGUUAAAAAUGCGUUAUCAAAAGCUCACUUCUCUUUGGUCAGACAAAAACCAAUGUAUAUACCUGUACUACAAAUCGCAAAAAGAAAAGUAAACAAUUUUUUAUAUUAACAAAGGAAAGAGGACUCCUUUCAAAGAGAAAUCACAGUGACUUUAUCUGUAGAAUGUUUUGGUGCUUGUGCACUCAUUUUGUAACAAGUGCAUGUUGUACAGAAUAUAUUGCCUGUAUACUUAGGGCAGGGGGAAGGGGGAGGGGGGCACAUCAAGCUGCUUUUCAUUGUGCACUGCAGCUUGGUUGGAUGGAAAGUUAAGCCUUUGAUGCAUUUUUAUACUGUACAUAUUUGUAUAUAUUAACUAUAUUGCCAUGUUAUGAACACAGAUUUUGUUAUAUUUGCUUGUUUCUGUUUCCUACAAAACUGGUCCAUUCUGGGGGAUAAUUUUUUUAAUCAAAAAUUUGCUUGUAAUUUGUUUUUGUUUUCCUUGGUCGUCAUCUUUUUAUGGUUUAUAAAGGAGUUAGGGUUGAGUUUACAGAUGAACUAUGAGAAGCAAGUCUGUGUUUGCAUGAGACCUGCCCAAUUGCUGGCUAUAGGGGAGGGGGGAAAAUCUAAGUCCAAAUUUUGCUUUUAAGGCAUGCCUAGUCCCAUACAUGUACAAUUAUUCUCUUUGUAUUGUAUCUAAUAGUGCCUGAAUUUUUUGCUUUAAAAAAGUCUUCUUAGAGGAACAAUUCAUAAUUGUCAAAAUUUGAAACAUUAGCUUAAUUUUGUUUUCAUGACCCCUCAUUUCUCCUCCUUAUUUAUUUUGUUGCUGUUAUAAUGGGCCCCAAGGCCAUUUCUGACAUUCCAGUGUUCUUCUUCCACAUUAAGGAUGUUUUUAAAAUUACUAAGAUUAUUGAGCCAAUAGGCUGUUUUAAUCAAAACCAUGUUUCACUUGGUUUUGAUGAUUAUGAAUGGUCUUUACAAUGAAAAAAAAAAAGAAUAAAAUAAAAAGAAAUCCUUUCUCCUAGGAGGAUUGUACCACCUAGUGGUCAAAAAGAUUCAUCACAGAUAUGCAUCUUCCCAAUAUUUCUGUCUUUCUCAAAUCCAAGGUUCUCAAAGGUGGCAAUUUUGCUUCACAUUAUUUGUCUAUUAUCAUUAACUUAAACUAAAUAACAAAUUGAAAAUGUUAAUGGCAUUUUUUUCUUUGGUUGAUUGCUAAAUAAAUUCAUAUAAUUUAUACUAGAGGAGAUUACUGCUUUUAUUGUUUUGGUGUCCCCAAAACCAAUUAUUAACAAUCAAGGUCUAUGUAUCUCAUUACAUUUAAAUCAGGUCAAACCUGUUUAUCCAAGGCCUUGUUUGAUUUACAAAAGAAUGGCUGUGUACUGGUACACUUAAGAUGUAUUUCUGUGUAUGAUUUUGCAGCAUUGAAAUCUCUCACCAAUGAUAUUUUGCUCUAUAAUUUUUAUCACUGCAAAUAAAAUCACUCCAGUUUUAGAACUGUAAUUAAAGUCCCAAAUAAUAGAUGAUGCAUCUUUAUCUGUUGUGUUUAAAAGAAAAAAAAUCCCAAACUGUUCAUAUAAUCCUGAAUGCCUCAUUUCCAUAAAAAAGGUUGCUAUACAUAUAUUAUUUACAUUUUUAAACAUGGUAAUUCUUUCCUUUGUGGCAGAAAAUGUCUCUUUCUCACUGCAGUUAUUGGAAAGCAACUGUUCACAUCUGAAACGUUAUCGUAAUUUGCAUCAGGAAACCGAACUACAGACAUUAAGGACUUGGGUGUGUUCAAUUAUGAUUUUGCUGGAGGCUGCCCCUCAUUUUAAUGCUGCACUCAUUGAACUACCUUUCUGAAAUCUAGCUGAUAUGGUUCACCAUAGACAUGCUUCACAACAUCAUUAGCUUUGCAAAUGGCUUCAUUUCAGUCAAUGCAGACUUCAGUUUUGGCCAAUUGUAAAAUGGAAAUUUAAAAAGGGAAAAAAACAGAUGCACUUAAAACAUGAAAAGAAUUAUUUAUAUGAUAAAAAUAUAUUUAGAUUUUCAAAGCACAAGACUGAACAGAAGUGCUCUUUUUAUGCUUUCUGAAGAUGUUACUGUUAAAAGUCUUUCUACAUCAGGCUUAAUAAAUCUGUAAUGACA
Molecule: messenger RNA, 13535 nt
Organism: Caretta caretta (loggerhead turtle)
Lineage: Eukaryota; Metazoa; Chordata; Testudines; Cheloniidae
Gene: TSHZ2
Product: teashirt zinc finger homeobox 2
Biological process (GO): regulation of transcription by RNA polymerase II
Cellular component (GO): nucleus
Molecular function (GO): DNA binding; DNA-binding transcription factor activity, RNA polymerase II-specific
Source: RefSeq, a predicted model, not a curated record